AUGUCGUUCAAAAAGGAUGAAGAGGCCGGGGCCACCGGCGGCUUCUACCAGGACAAGACCUCGGUCAUCCAGGAAGCCCGUGUAUUCAACGAAACCCCCAUCAGCCCUCGCAAAUGCCGCAUCCUGCUCACAAAGGUCAUCUACCUCCUCUACAUGGGCGAAUCCUUCUCCCGACAGGAGGCCACCACCCUCUUCUUUGGCGCCACGAAGCUCUUCCAGCACAAGGAUCCCGCCUUGCGACAGAUGGUCUACCUCGCCAUCAAGGAGCUCUGCCCCUUUUCCGACGACGUCAUCAUGGUCACCGCCUCCAUCAUGAAGGACAUGCAACCCAACGUCGAGGUCAUCUAUCGUCCCAACGCCAUUCGUGGCCUCAGCCGUGUCGUCGACCCUUCCAUGGUACAGGGUCUCGAGCGCUUCUUCAAGUCUGCCAUUGUCGACAAAAACACUUCCAUCAGCUCAGCCGCCCUCGUGUCCGCCUACCAGCUUCAGAUUGCCGCCCGCGAUGUCGUCCGCCGUUGGGGAAACGAGGCGCAGGAGGCCAUUAACUCCAAGAGCUCUUCCGGCGCCGGCUUCUCCAGCGGCUUUGCCGGUGCUGGCAGCUACCUCGGUUUCGGCUCGUCCCAGUCGCAGGCUCAAGCCACUUACCAGGCCGUCGCCAGCAGCAGCUACAUCACUCAAUACCACGCCCUCGGUCUGCUCUACCUCAUCCGACAGGGCGACCGCAUGGCCAUCACCAAGCUCGUCCAGCAGCUCGGCGGUGGACGUGGCGGUGCUUCCAGCGGUCAGGGAAGCGUCCUUCGCAGCCCCUACGCCAUCUGCAUGCUCGUCCGAUACGCUGCCAAGGUAGCCGAGGAGGACCCUAACCUCCGUGCCCCCAUGAUGGAGCUUCUCGAGGGUUGGUUGCGCCACAAAAGCGACAUGGUCAACUACGAGGCCGCACGUGUCAUUUGCGAGAUGAAGAACGUAUCGACCCAGGACCUGUACAGACCCAUCGCUGUCCUUCAGCUCUUCCUCUCCUCGCCCAAGUCGACGCUCAAGUUUGCCGCCAUCCGAACACUCGCCAAGCUGGCUCAAACGCAGCCCGCCGCAGUCCAGACUUGCAAUGUCGACAUGGAGAACCUCAUCACCGACACCAACAGGAGCAUCGCCACCUACGCCAUCACCACCUUGCUCAAGACCGGUAACGAGGCCUCCGUCGACCGUCUCAUGAAGCAGAUCAGUGGCUUCAUGUCCGAGAUCAGCGACGAGUUCAAGGUCAUCGUCGUCGACGCCAUCCGCAGCCUCUGCCUCAAGUUCCCCUCCAAGCAGACGGUCAUGCUCAGCUUCCUCGCCGGCGUGUUGCGCGACGAGGGCGGAUUCGAGUACAAGCGCGCCGUCGUCGAAGCCAUCUUUGACAUGAUCAAGUUCAUUGGCGAAUGCAAGGAGACCGCGCUCGCCCAUCUCUGCGAGUUCAUCGAAGAUUGCGAAUUCACCAAGCUCAGCGUGCGCAUCCUUCAUCUGCUCGGCGUGGAAGGACCCAAGAUGCCGCAGCCUCACAAGUACAUCCGCUACAUCUACAACCGUGUCAUUUUGGAGAACGCCAUCGUUCGUGCUGCCGCUGUCAGCUCGCUCGCCAAGUUCGGUAUCGCCGACAAGUCGCUCAAUGCCAGGAUCAAGGUGUUGCUCGAGCGAUGUCUCGACGAUGUCGAUGAUGAGGUGCGCGAUCGUGCUGCGAUGUACCUUCGCGUGUUGCGCGAAUCGAGGCUCGCGGCUAAGGUCGUCAAUGACGAAUCGAGCUACAAGCUCACUGCGCUCGAGUCGGCGCUGCAGUCGUACGUGUCAGAUCCAUCUUCGUCGACGAGCGUCUUCGACAUCACCAAGAUCCCGCGUGUCACGCGCGAGGAGUCGCGACAGGAAGCGCUGCGCGCCAAGAGCGAGGCCACCGCCAGCGUCGCCAUGGCUGCAGACAGCUCGCAGAGCGUGCACGCCGCUUCGAACAACGGAGCUUCGACGUCCAAGGCUUCGUCGGUGGACUCGGAGACGCUGUACGCCAAGCAGCUUGCCGAGGUUCCGCAGUUUGCCGACUACGGACCGGUGCUCAAGAGCUCGACCAAGCCGGUCGAGUUGACCGAGUCCGAGACCGAGUAUGUGGUGAGCGCGGUGAAGCAUGUCUUUGCCGAUCAUGUGGUGAUCCAGUACAACGUGACGAAUACGUUGCCGGAUACGGUGUUGGAGAACGUCGCUGUUGUGGUGGGAGGGGCUGCGGAGGCGGGGUUGCGGGAAGACUUUAUCGUCACUGUUCCUGCGUUGUCGGCGCAGAGUCCGAGCGGUGUGGUGUAUGUCUCCUUCACACGCGAGGGUGGAGCUACGGACUACGUUCAGGCAACGCUCUCCAACACGUUGCGCUUCGUUUCCAAGGAGGUGGACCCCUCCUCUGGCGAACCAGAGGAGGAAGGAUACGACGACGAAUACCAGACGGAAGAACUCGAACUGGGUGUGGCGGACUACAUCAAACCCGUCUACGCCAACUUUGGAGAAGAGUGGGAUCAGUUGGCUUCGGCUUCCACUGCCACCGAGACGUUCGCUCUGACCGCACUGGACGGUCUCAAGACGGCGUGCGAUACGCUGAUCGAGCUGUUGGGUAUGAUGCCGUUGGGUGGGACAGAGAGUCCGGCUUCGACGUCGGUUCACACGUUGAAUCUGUCGGGUGCCGUGGCUAGUCCCGGUAAGGCGGUCAAGGCGUUGACGAGGUGCAGGAUGACAUUUGCGGCGGGGCAGGGUGUGACGAUGGAGUUGUCGGUCAGAGCAGAGUCCGAGGCCGCUUGUCAGUUGGUAAUGAGCGCGAUCGCGUGA
Molecule: messenger RNA, 2832 nt
Organism: Pseudozyma hubeiensis SY62
Lineage: Eukaryota; Fungi; Basidiomycota; Ustilaginomycetes; Ustilaginales; Ustilaginaceae
Product: clathrin binding protein
Exons: 1
Coding region: 1-2832 (943 amino acids)
Biological process (GO): intra-Golgi vesicle-mediated transport; protein secretion; endoplasmic reticulum to Golgi vesicle-mediated transport
Cellular component (GO): COPI vesicle coat; endoplasmic reticulum; Golgi membrane
Molecular function (GO): structural molecule activity
Source: RefSeq, a predicted model, not a curated record